CUACCAUCGACCACCUCAAGAAUAUCAAUCGCCCAAAAUGGUGUCCUCUUCUCGACGCACUUCGCGCAAGCUGCACUUCUCGGCGCCUAGCCACCUUAGGCGCAAGAUCAUGAGCAGCGGCCUCUCCAAGGAACUGCGAGGUGAACAUGGCGUCCGCUCUCUCCCCGUGCGCAGGGAUGACGAGGUCCUGAUCGUUCGCGGAAGCUCCAAGGGUCGCGAGGGAAGAGUUCAACAAGUCUACAGGAAGAAGUGGGUCAUCCACGUUGAGCGUGUGAGCCGCGAGAAGACCAACGGAACUACCGUUGCUCUGCCGAUCAGCCCUUCCAAUGUCGUCAUCACCAAGCUGAAGAUGGACAGAGACCGCCAAAACCUCAUCAACCGCAAGGCUGCUAACGCUGGCAGUGCUCCAACGAAGAAGGAGGAGGCAUAAACCGUCUCGAGUCUCUUUGACCAAUUGCUUCCACCCCGGCUGCCUACUAUCGAUCACUUGCCCCGUCCGUCUCGCAACACUCUCACCGAGGGGGUUCGAACGAGCUC
Molecule: messenger RNA, 537 nt
Organism: Ceraceosorus guamensis
Lineage: Eukaryota; Fungi; Basidiomycota; Exobasidiomycetes; Ceraceosorales; Ceraceosoraceae
Product: ribosomal protein L24
Exons: 5
Coding region: 38-430 (130 amino acids)
Biological process (GO): ribosomal large subunit biogenesis; cytoplasmic translation
Cellular component (GO): cytosolic large ribosomal subunit; ribosome
Molecular function (GO): RNA binding; structural constituent of ribosome
Source: RefSeq, a predicted model, not a curated record